Molecule: messenger RNA, 5239 nt
Organism: Clarias gariepinus (North African catfish)
Lineage: Eukaryota; Metazoa; Chordata; Actinopteri; Siluriformes; Clariidae
Gene: rmnd5b
Product: required for meiotic nuclear division 5 homolog B
Exons: 10
Coding region: 158-1333 (391 amino acids)
Biological process (GO): proteasome-mediated ubiquitin-dependent protein catabolic process
Cellular component (GO): GID complex; cytoplasm; nucleus
Molecular function (GO): ubiquitin protein ligase activity; protein binding
Source: RefSeq, a predicted model, not a curated record
AUUUGCCUUGGAUUGGGACGCAGCCCGAGUAGAAAAGGACCUUCCUGUUUCCAGGGGACGUCUGGUGGAGGAGUGCUGCUGCUACAACAACAGGUGCCGGUGUUUGUCGCUCCUUGCCGUAUGCGCGAUAGUGCAAUCGAUACCGAGUGACAGAGCCAUGGAGCAGUGUGCGUGUGUGGAGCGCGAGCUGGAGAAGGUCCUGCACAGGUUCAUGACCUACGGACACCAGUCGGAGGAGCGCCUCGACGAGCUGCUAAGGAGCGUGUGCGAGCUGCGCAGCCAGCUGGUCGCCUUCGGUGUACAGGACACAGAUUUAUCCGUGCUUUCUCAGACCAUGGUGCAGUGCUGUAAGGAGAUCAAGGAGACGGUGCAGAUGCUCGCGUCUCGCCACAAGGACAUUCACGGCAGCGUGUCCAAAGUGGGCAAAGCCAUCGACAGAAACUUCGACGCGGAGGUGAGCGCCGUGGUAGCAGAGACGGUGUGGGACUCCUCCGAGAAGCAGAGGAACCUGAGCGAGACCAUCGUGGAGCACCUGUAUCGACAGGGCAUGCUGAGCGUCGCCGAGGACCUCUGUCAGGAGUCGGGCGUGGUCAUCGACAUGAGCAUGAAGCAGCCGUUUCUGGAACUGAACCGCAUUCUUGAGGCUUUACGAAUGCAGGACCUCCGACCUGCGCUGGAAUGGGCCGUCACAAACCGACAGAGGCUCCUGGAUCUGAACAGCAGUCUGGAGUUCAAGCUGCACCGACUCUACUUCAUCAGCCUGCUGAACGGAGGUGUGGAGAACCAGUUAGAGGCGCUACACUACGCUCGGCACUUCCAGCCAUUCGCCGCGCAGCAUCAGAGAGAUAUCCAGGUGUUGAUGGGCAGCCUGGUUUACCUGCGCAAUGGCAUCGAGAACUCUCCGUACCGCAGCCUGCUCGAGACCAACCAGUGGGCCGAGAUCUGUAACAUCUUCACUCGGGACGCCUGCGCCCUGCUUGGCCUGUCCGUAGAGUCUCCGCUCAGCGUCAGUUUUGCGUCGGGGUGCAUGGCCCUGCCUGUGUUGAUGAACAUUAAGCAGGUCAUCGAGCAGAGGCAGUGUAGCGGUGUCUGGACACAUAAGGACGAGCUGCCUAUCGAGAUAGACCUGGGAAAAAAGUGCUGGUAUCAUUCAGUGUUCGCGUGUCCCAUCCUGAGGCAGCAGACCUCCGAAAGUAACCCACCCAUGAAGCUUAUCUGCGGUCACGUCAUCUCUAGAGACGCCCUAAACAAACUCACCAACGCUGGGAAGUUGAAAUGUCCGUACUGUCCGAUGGAGCAGAACCCCUCGGACGCUAAACAGAUUUAUUUCUGACAUCCCGGAGUGGCGCGGAUCAACACAGCGGAGGCUCCCCAGCGUGUCGGAGGCUCCUCGGAGUGGCUGAGUCGGAAUGAUCCACGUUCACGGCCUUCUGCGGCGGCUCGAACCGUGGCGCCGCCGCGCUCCCCUAACCCCCUUUUUUUAGUUGGCGCGGGCCGGUGGUCAUGACGACACGCACCUGUAGAUUUUGAGUCAAGUUAAGUGUAUGUUACGAGGACCGAGCUCCACGGAUCAUCCGCUCAUAUAUGAUACACUCAUUAAUGACUCGCAGGCUUUUAUAAGUAUGCGUGUGUUUUUUUUUGUUUUUGUUUUUUUUUCCCCCUCCUCUCUCUCUCUCUCUCUAUCUAUCUCUCUCUCUAUCUAUCUCUGUCUCUCACACCUACUUACUUUCUCAUUAAUAUAUUUUAAUUUAGUUAAUUUCCAGUGUAUGGUUUAAGAGAGCCGGAUGUAUGCUUGUGAACAGGUGUGCCCUUCCUGCAUCGUAUGUUUUUCACGGUUGCUUAUUUACCAGAUAUUUAAAUGACUAUAUUAUAGAGGCUUUCAGCCGGUGUACAUGACAGAAAAGGCUUUUCAGCAAGUAUAUUCACAGAGACGUAUUCAAUGAGGACAGGAGGUGUUUGGUGGAGGGCUUUUGUUAGUGAAAAAAAAGCCUGAUCUUGCCACUCUUCAUGAUGGUGUAAUGAUUUAAAAGAAAUAAUAAUAAUAAUAAAACUGACAUUCGAUUUAGCCUGUCGGAUUAUUGGUUAAAAUAUCCGCCGGAGAUGUGUGAAGUGAGCAGAUCGAUCUGACGUUCACGGAUUCCUCAGAGUAACAGAUAAUGUGUAUUGCUUUGUGUAUAUAUUUAAGGAAAUAUUUAAAAGGGAAAAAAAAAUGAUACUACUGUGAACUGUGACUCUUUUCAUUUAUUUUAUUUAAAUUUGUUUCCCCCUCAAUAGUUUAAGCAUGCCGUCUCAUCGGCAUGCCGUUAUAAAGUAAUUCAGUGUAAUACGGGAUUCCGUCAACCCACUACGGACACAAAGCAGUGUUGUAAAGCCUUAAAGAGAUGACUGGCUCCAUCAGGAAGUUAAAGUUGCUGCACUGAAUGCUUCACGAGUUGGUCUGCACCUCAAUUUUUUUUUUUUUUUUAUGCAGAAGAAAUGUCAGUUUUAGCCCUCAGGGUUAUUAACCUAAUGAACUUGCUUUAUGCUUUUAAACUGGGAUUAUGUGCAUGUUUGCUACUUUUGUGUGUGUGUGUGUGUGUGUGUGUGUGUCCAAAAGAAGCAAAUUCCACAAAAAUGACAUGUACACAAUUUUCCCUUAACCACAUAUGUAGAUGAUCAGCCAAGACAUGUUUGCUGUAUGAAGUAAUAAUCUUUUCAGUAUUAAUGCAGAUACUUAAAAUGUACAGUGCUGUGCAAAAGUCACCCUUUUUUUUUUUUUUUUUUCUUUUUUUUUUUUUUAGUUUUCAAUACAAACUUUGUUAAACAUGUAUGCUUCACUGUGAGGUAAAAAAAAUAUUUCCGAUUGACUAAAACUUGUAUUUCAACAAAACAUGUAAAUCUGGCAGGCCAGAAAAGAAAGCAGCAUAUGUAAAAACACUUCAGACCAAAAAACUUUUAGGACUAGGUUUUGCCUCAUGGAAAGAAAUAAAAAGCAGUUGGGAUAAAGUCCUCGUUAGGACUAUGGUUCUGUAAAAUGUUCGUUAAAACUAAGCAGCUCAUUUCCUUAUAAAACUUUAAAGUUGUAACUGAGACUAACAUAAAUUUUUGGAUUUAAAAAAAAAUCUUCACUUUGUUUCAUUAAUUACAGUUUACUGCUGUUUAUAGUAUUUGUUUAAAUGUAUUAAUUUUUUUUUAGACAUCCUUGCUCUAGUGUAAUUUUUGCACAGUACUGGCGAGUUUUUUUAAAUCAUUUUAUUUUUUUAAAUAUAUAAAACCUUUCCCUUUUAAACGUUACAUUAUUAGUAAGGCAAUUAAAAGGGCAAAAAAUACAUAGUGAAGUAACAACUUGCACGAAACCACAGCUUUCACAUAAAAAUUACAUGUAUAGAAGAAAUGAUUAGUAUAUCCCGUCAGGUUUCUUUUAUACGUGGGUAUUUUAACCUUCUGUUCCAUUUUUACGUUUGUAACAUGAUGCAUCAUAUUUAUUUUUCUUUCCUCUGGUAGCAGCCUGGUGCUGAUUUGAUCCAUCACUAGCUCAGGAGCAGAUGUAUCUUUAUUUCUAAUCACAGAAAAUAUUUUCUUCUUUUGGCUGAAAUAUCAUCUUGUGGAUACAAUCUCGGUCCUGGCUCCCAGCUGCAUCCGCUCAACAAAUAGACUUUUUUUUUUUUUUUACCCCUCUCAAAAACAUAUUGCAUGCGAAGUUGUCAAAAUGUGAUAUACAUUAUUUUCUACCUGAUCUAAAACUGAUCAGCACUAGUGUAAAUCCCUGUAGACCACUUUGAUUUCCGUCAAAAAAAACUGACUCAGGCUUAUUUAAAGCCUGGUACAUAAACCAUCAGAUGUUAUGUUUGAUCAUUAACAUCAAAGGGAAAUUUGUGUACGUGUCAACCGAUUGACAACCAGCAAAGCUAAACCUGAUGGAUGGGAUUUAAGAAGAUAUCCUAAACCCAUGAGUUAAACAACCUUGUCUUUCCCCAUUUGUGUGUUCUUUUUUUCUUUUGGUUUACUCUGCUUCAGUAGACAAUCAGAUUCAGAGUCAGACAGGCCUGCAUGAGAUCAGGCCACGAAGUUAGCUCGACUUUGCUCUCAGUUUUCGCCCUGCUGGAUGAAAUGAAGCUGUUUUGAUUUCUAAAACCAUUUAUGUGCUAAAUCAGGGGUGUUUUCUAGAUGAAGAAACUGUUCAGGAGCUUGAUUUAUCGGUGAUUUUAAAAUCUCCUUGUGAACCUCUCUUCACCGAAGCGUAAUACGAAGCAAGCCUUUUUUCUUUUUUUUUUUUAAUAAACCAUUUAGUGAUUCUGUAAUCCUCUAUAACGCACUAUAGGGGUGUAUUUGUACAGCUGUCGCUUUAUUACACACUCCUGCACUGUAGGUUUUGUCGUAGAUGUACAGAUGUUUUAUUUACUUACUUUUAAUGUACUUUUUUUUUGUUCUCAAUUUCUGCUACUACAGUAGUCUUCAAUAGAUGCUAGUCUCGGUUACAUCACAAGGGGGCAAAAGAGAGCAAUAAACAGCUAUGAGCUUAAAUUUGUAUGAUGUUCCCAAAAAGUUUAUAUAUUUAUAUGAUUAAGGGAAAUUUUAUACAGGGUUCCACAAGUCUUGAUCCAUAGUCAAAGAUGUGUGUGUAGAAGUUUACAUUGGAGGCAAAUGCUUAAAUUGACAGUCUCGGACAAGGCAAGAAGGUAGAAAAGUUCUAAAUGUUUCAGCCCUAAGAAGAGAUCAGUCAAUUGGUGUUGGGUUUGAUUCUGUUCCACUUUCUGUUGUUAGUUUUGAAGCCAUCUUGGAUCUGAGAUAUAAAGAAAAACAACUUAAUGUUUAGCUUUAUAUUAACGAACCAAACUUUGUUACCUUAAAUGAUUUUGCUCCCCCUGUGCUACACUGGUUGUCUGUUACACCUCCUGCAUAACCUUAACAGCUGGUGUGUGUCUGAUAAAGCGGCGGCUCAGUGUGCUAAUCUGACCUAGAUAAUCUUAACCCCGACUUUAAACUAAACCUAGUCAUCACCAAAACACACGGGUGUCUCUCGACCCUUUAAGAAAAUCCCCUCUAAUUCUGGCUUGAGACGCAUCACAGAGGCAUCAGGGAGUCGCAGCCUUCAAGCUUCAUUUCGGUUUUAGCAAUAUAUUAUAUAAAUAUAUAAAAAAAAAUACAAAUCUGCAUUUCCUGCUACUUCUAUUGUAAAUAGUUAUCUUCUAUCAUCACAGUAUGUUUAUUAAACCUGCAUCUAAAAUUAAAAACAGAAUAAAAAUGAUGUUUAUACACA